AAACCCAAAGUUAGUUUCAGGAUAGAGACCUAAAAAAAGUGUGUUUUCACCUCUUUCUUAUGCUUCUCUGAGACUUCUCUCCCUCCCUCUCUCCCUCCCUCCCUACCUCUCUCUCUCUCUCUCUCUCCCUCCCUCCCUACCUCUCUCUCUCUCUCUCUCUCUCUGUUAUAGGAUGGAGAGAGACCAUAGUGAUGAUGAUCACAAGUCCAGUCAUGGAAAAGAUGAUGCUCCUUUGUUUGCCUGGCCAUGGGAAUAUUUGGGCAGUUACAAGUAUUUGCUAUACGGGCCACUUGUCGCGGAAUUCAUCUAUUCAAUAUAUAGGGAGGAGAAACAGAGUAGGAGUUGGUGCAUGCAUAUAUUUAUCAUAAGCAUGUUAAGAAACAUCAUUCACCAGUUAUGGAGUUCUUAUGAUGGCAUGCUUUUUCUUAACCGUGAUCGUCGUCUAUCCCAAAGUGGUCUAGACUUUAAGCAAAUCGACAGUGAAUGGCAUUGGGAUAAUUUCAUAAUUCUUCAAGCAAUUGUUGGUUCAGUUUUGUGUUUGAGCUUUCCUUCUCUAGUCGCGCUUCCUAUUUGGGACAAUAGAGGAAUCAUCUGCUGCAUAAUUCUCCAUGUGGUGCUUGCGGAGCCAUUGUAUUAUUUGAUGCAUAGGUUUCUACAUUUACCGGAAUUGUUCAAGCACUACCAUUGGCUACACCAUAGCUCUAAAGUGCCUCAUCCCUUUACAGCCGGGCACUCAACAUUCUUGGAACAUCUGAUACUCUGUGUAAUCGUUGGAAUUCCAACUCUAGGAACUACUUUGCUUGGCUAUGGAUCGACAAGCAUGUUCUACGGCUAUAUUUUCAUUUUUGAUUUUCUCAGAUGCUUGGGACAUAGCAAUAUCGAGGUCAUUCCUCAUCAGAUAUUUGAUAUUUUGCCGCCUCUUAAAUAUCUCAUAUAUACACCAACAUAUCAUGGUUUACAUCAUAUCCACAAGAGCUCCAAUUUCUGUUUGUUUAUGCCACUUUUCGAUGUAUUAGGCAACACAAUCGAUGAGCGUUCCUGGAAUCUUCACAAAGAAACAAGUUCAAGAGCAGGCAGGAAAGGAAGAGUACCCGAUUUUGUAUUUCUGGCUCAUGGUGUUGAUGUUGUGUCAUCAUUGCAUGCUCCAUUUGUUUUCCGCUCAUUCAGUUCAAUGCCUUUCACUGCAAAGGUCUUCUUGCUUCCGAUGUGGCCCUUUUCUUUAAUCGUGAUACUUGCAAUGUGGGGCUUGUCCAAAACUUUCCCUGUCAGUUUCUACAAACUCAGAGGAAGUUUGUACCAGCUGUGGCUUGUGCCAAGGUUUGGUUUCCAGUACUUCCUACCUUUUGCUGCAGACGGAAUUAAUAAACACAUUGAAGAUGCCAUUCUUACAGCUGAUAGACUUGGUGUUAAAAUAAUUAGUCUUGCUGCAUUAAAUAAGAAUGAAGCUCUUAAUGGAGGUGGAGUACUCUUCGUCAACAAGCAUCCCCACCUUAAGGUCCGAGUGGUACAUGGGAACACCUUGACAGCAGCUGUAAUUCUCAAAGGAAUUCCUGAAGAAGUGGAAGAGGUCUUCUUGGCGGGUGCUACUUCUAAGCUUGGAAGGGCUAUUGCUAUCUAUCUAGCUCGUCGCAGGGUUAGAGUCCUGAUGCUGACUCAGUCUACGGAAAGGUUUGCAAAAAUUCAAAAGGAAGCCCCGAAGGACUGCCGGGACUUCCUGGUUCAAGUAACAAAGUAUCAAGCAGCUAAACACUGCAAGACAUGGAUUAUAGGUAAAUGGACUACUCCAAGGGAUCAACGUUGGGCCCCUCCAGGGACUCAUUUCCAUCAGUUUGUAGUUCCAACUAUCAUUCCCUUCCGGAGAGACUGCACUUAUGGUUCACUUGCAGCCAUGAAGCUUCCUGAUGAUGUAGAGGGCCUUGGUAUUUGUGAGUACACACUAGAAAGGGGGGCUGUCCAUGCUUGCCAUGCCGGAGGAGUUGUUCAUUUUCUAGAAGGUUGGAAGCACCACGAAGUUGGCGCUAUUGAUGUUGAUCAGAUUGAUGUUGUGUGGGAGGCUGCAAUGAGGCAUGGCAUGAAGCCCUGCUAAUACUUCACAUACUCUAUAGUUUCAAGCAUACAAUGUGUCAAACGUUACAUGUUUGAAAUCGGAUAAUUUAUUCUUCUUUCUUUCGGUGUUGGCCUGUUUACAACAUACAGAUGUUAGCAAACGUUACGCCUAUAUUUGUGAAUAAUUUAUGUAUCACAAAUAUAAAUACAUAUGAUUUAUAAAGAAUUAGAAGAAAUUUGGUGUUCCAA
Daucus carota subsp. sativus is the source of this 2295-nucleotide messenger RNA. Its product is annotated as very-long-chain aldehyde decarbonylase CER3-like. Gene Ontology annotation, cellular component: endoplasmic reticulum membrane. Gene Ontology annotation, biological process: sterol biosynthetic process. Bases 173 to 2086 code for a protein of 637 amino acids. The transcript is spliced from 11 exons. The record is from RefSeq and is a predicted model, not a curated record. Lineage: Eukaryota; Viridiplantae; Streptophyta; Magnoliopsida; Apiales; Apiaceae. Gene Ontology annotation, molecular function: iron ion binding; C-4 methylsterol oxidase activity.